Molecule: messenger RNA, 1446 nt
Organism: Penicillium expansum
Lineage: Eukaryota; Fungi; Ascomycota; Eurotiomycetes; Eurotiales; Aspergillaceae
Product: class I adenylate-forming enzyme family protein
Exons: 4
Coding region: 1-1446 (481 amino acids)
Biological process (GO): fatty acid metabolic process
Molecular function (GO): medium-chain fatty acid-CoA ligase activity
Source: RefSeq, a predicted model, not a curated record
AUGGAGUCGCCCCAGCUUCCUCCUUCCAUGAAAAGACCUGCCAUAGUGUAUGGUGACAAAACACCUACAAUUUUGGAGACAACUCUUGGACAUCUUCUCGAUGAACUGAGUGAUAUCCACAGGGAUAAAGCUGCUGUAGAGUUUCCCUGGCAGUCAAUUCGACGUACUUAUUCUGAGCUCGCCAAGACCAGCAAACUAGUGGCCAUUUCCCUCCUGUCCGCUGGUCUCUGUCAUGGGGACAGAAUAGGUAUCCUAACUGGAAAUCGCUACGAAUUCCUGGAUGUGUUUUUGGCGGCCGCAAGAAUAGGAUGUCCUGCUGUGAUUCUACAGUCAAACAUGUCCCCUGGGGAAAUGAAAGCGGCUGUUUUAAAAAGUGGUACUACCGGAAAUCCCAAAGCCGCCGUGUUAACCCACAGAAACGUGGUUAACAAUAGCCAUUUCUUUUCACGUGCCUGUGAUUUCGAACAAUCGGAUAUCAUCUGCUCCCCACUUCCGCUCUGCCACAGUUUUGGUCUCGUCUCCGCAUUCCUUUGUUCCUUCAUGCGUGGCUGCUUGAUCUUGUUCCCUACGGAGAAAUUUAGUGCAGAUGCUGUGGUGGAUGUACUCCAAAACCGCGAUGUCACCGUGAUUUAUGGUGUACCCACUAUGUUCUUUGCGGUGCUGGAGAAAUUGCAAGGGCGCGGUCAUAAGCCAAGAAGCAUGGUGAAAGCCAUUGCCGGUGGCGCCCCUGUCCCAUACGCCCUCAUAACUCAGAUUUGCCAAGAUAUGGGGGUGCAGUACUUCUUAAACGGAUAUGGGAUGACGGAGACUAGCCCAGCAACAUUCAUCUCUCCGUUGGGUCUUUGCAGUGAAAGUUCUUUGAGAACAAUUGGCAAAGUACUGCCACAUACCAAUGCCAGGAUUGUGGAUCGGUGGGGGAGAACCGUGCAGCAGGGUGAAAAAGGUGAGCUUUGUAUAAGCGGCUUACCUCUUCAAAAGGGCUACUGGGAGGACGAGGAGAAGACAAGCGAGAUCAUGACACGCGAUGCGGAUGGAGUCAUUUGGCUGCAUACAGGUGACGAGGCCAUUAUUGGAGAAGAUGAUCAUUGCACCAUAACGGGUCGGAUCAAAGACAUUAUCAUCCGCGGAGGAUUGAAUAUUUCACCCGUGGAAAUUGAAGAGAGACUUAUUCUUCACCCGUUUAUUCAAGAAGCAAGUGUCGUCGGUCUUCCAGAUAAAACACGAGGCGAGAUUGUCGGCUGCUUUUUAAAGCAAUACGUCGAUAUGCAGCGACCAAGCGAUGAAGCAGUCCGAGCCUGGGUGAGAGAACUUCUAGGAUGGCACAAGGCGCCGGAAGCAAUCUUUUGGAUUGGAGACGCAGGAAUUGGCGAAGAUUUUCCCAAAACAGCGAGUGGGAAGCAUCAGAAGGAGAAGCUGAAAGAUAUCGGAACAUACCUUCUUGCAUAA